Zea mays is the source of this 1619-nucleotide messenger RNA. RefSeq names its product homeobox protein knotted-1-like 11. Lineage: Eukaryota; Viridiplantae; Streptophyta; Magnoliopsida; Poales; Poaceae. Gene Ontology annotation, biological process: regulation of DNA-templated transcription. The record is from RefSeq and is a predicted model, not a curated record. The transcript has 6 exons. Bases 211 to 1161 code for a protein of 316 amino acids. Gene Ontology annotation, molecular function: DNA binding. Gene Ontology annotation, cellular component: nucleus.
AAAGCGCGGUCCCCUCCCUUCCCCAGUCCCCACUACCACUACACGCCUCUCGCCGUCGCGUCUUCAAAGCCUCCGCCACUUGACUCCCAUCCCCUCUCGCGUGGUCCUUCUCCUGCUCCCGCUCCCGCUGCUCCUCAUCUUCUCGCGCCGCGGCCCCCAGCCUUUGCCCGCCGCUACCUCUCUCUAAUUGGGCGGCGGCCUGCCGGUCCGAUGGCGUUCAACUACCACGACCACGCGCUGGCGAUGGACCCCGCGGCGGCCGCCGCGGUUGGGGCGGCCGCGAACCCUAGCUUUGUCUCCGGAGGUGGCAUGGCCGGGGGGCCCGGCUGGGAGAGGGAGAAGGCGGCCAUCGCGGCGCACCCGCUGUACGAGCGUCUUCUCGAGGCGCACGUCGCCUGCCUCCGCGUCGCCACCCCCGUCGACCAGCUCCCGCGCAUCGACGCGCAGAUAGCGGCGAGGCCCCCGCCCAUGGAGGCCGCGGCUGCGGCUGCUGCGGCGGGCGGAGCACACUCGGGAGGCGAGGAGCUCGACCUCUUCAUGACACAUUAUGUGUUGCUCCUCUGUUCAUUCAAGGAACAACUCCAGCAGCAUGUGCGUGUUCAUGCAAUGGAAGCAGUCAUGGCUUGUUGGGAGCUCGAACAAACUUUACAAAGCCUUACAGGUGCAUCUCCUGGUGAGGGCACUGGGGCAACUAUGUCUGACGAUGAAGACAAUCAGGUGGACAGUGAGAGCAACAUGUUUGAUGGAAAUGAGGGGUCAGAUGGAAUGGGAUUUGGCCCAUUAAUGUUGACUGAGGGUGAGAGAUCCUUAGUUGAGCGCGUCCGGCAGGAGCUAAAGCAUGAGCUUAAGCAGGGGUACAGAGACAAACUUGUGGAUAUUCGGGAAGAGAUAUUGCGGAAGCGAAGAGCUGGGAAACUCCCUGGCGACACUGCUUCUACCUUAAAAGCAUGGUGGCAGGCUCAUUCUAAGUGGCCGUACCCAACCGAGGAAGACAAGGCUCGACUGGUGCAGGAAACAGGGCUACAACUGAAGCAGAUCAAUAACUGGUUUAUCAACCAGCGUAAGCGGAACUGGCACAACAAUUCGGCGUCAUCCUCGUCGGACAAAAGCAAGAGAAAAAGGAACACUGCAGGUGAUGGGAACGCAGAACCAGCCUGGUAGGGCAUGGUCGGGGAACGAAGUUUAUGUAAAUAAUGCUUCUACUGUGAAGAGUUCCAUCAUAUUUGUUGCUCCAGAAAAGACCCUCAGACCGGUGUUUCCUGAACCCAUAUUCAUACAAAGACAUCAGACGAUGAAUAAUGUUGCGAGUAGUCAAAUAAAAUAAAUAACUUGUAUAGUGAAUAACUAGAAACUAGCAUUCAUCGUUUUGGUAUUGUAUAGCGCUAGAGUGUAAUUGUUUGGUCGGACUGUCUUGUAUAAUGGUGUAAGGUUCAAAUGCAUUUUGACCUAGCAUUCGAUAUUGUAUUUUGUGAUGUUAAAAACCAUUGUAUUCCGUUUUGUGUUUUAUCCGUGGAAUAGGGACACUGUUUAGUGUUGCCCUCAAUUCGGCCAUGUCGUGUUGUCAACUUCAUAUUAAACUUCAAAGUUGUUUGUAUUUAAUAAACUUCAAACUUCAUAUA